AUGCCCCCGCCACUCCGCCGCGCCCGCCCGGCCUUCUGCAUCCCGCUGUGCGCGACCCCCAGCCGCCCGCAUCGCCCGCCGCGCGCGCUGGCCGCGGCGGCUGCCGCCCUCGCGCUCACGCUUCUGCCAUGCCGCCCGCCGCCGGUGCUUGCGGCGCCGCCGCCGCCGGCCGCCUCCCUUAGCGCGCCGACCCUCUUCGACCGCGACUUCCUGCACCACUUCCAAAUCCGCCACGCCUCCGCCCCGCCGGCCCCGUUGUCUCUGCCGCCGCGCCCGUCCGUCGCCGCCGAAAUCCGCGUCCUCACGCGCCUCGUCGUCGCCCUCGUCGUCGGCGGCUGCAUCGGCAUGGAGCGCCGCGCCGCAAACUCCCUCGCCGGCGUGCGAACCUUCUCGCUCGUCUCGCUGGGCGCCGCCAUCUUCAUGAUCACCAUCCUCGUCGCGUUUCCUGCCGCGGACCCGGCCCGGAUCGCCGCCGCUAUUUCUAGCUCCGUCGGCUUCCUGGGCGCCGGUGCUAUGCAUAAGAACGCAAAGCACCACCGCGGCCUCACUACCGCGUCCAGCGUGUGGCUGGCCGCCGCUUUGGGAAUCGCCGCCGCGAGUGGUAUGUUCUUGCUUUCGUUUACGGGUGCGGUUAUCACCGUCUUGAUCGCGCGCUACGCACGCUUCGACUCGUCGCUGCAGCUCAUUCGGGAUGACCCUAGCUUCUCGGGCCUACGCGACGAGCCGGACGGCUUGAAGCGUCACUAUGCGCCCAAUCCAACCCGCAGCAAUGGCUAUGAAUACGCUGCUACACGGAGAAGGGGCGAUGCCACUGUGACUCAUGAGAUGGUCGAAGGCCCGAUGAAGUUUGAAAAAGGAAGUGGUAAGGCGUGGACGGAUCCUGUACAUUUGCAGGCCUUAGUAGAUUAUGAUCCCUCUUCUCAAGCUGCGCGAGAUGGUGAUGAUGACGAUCUUGAUGAUGGGAAUACGGCAUGA
Messenger RNA from Chondrus crispus (carragheen), 975 nucleotides. RefSeq lists its product as hypothetical. The record is from RefSeq and is a predicted model, not a curated record. The coding region runs from base 1 to 975 and encodes 324 amino acids. Gene Ontology annotation, cellular component: membrane. Lineage: Eukaryota; Rhodophyta; Florideophyceae; Gigartinales; Gigartinaceae. The transcript has a single exon.